ACAGCGUUCUGUGCGCGCGCUCGCUGUCAGUUUGCGCGUUCUCGCGAAGCUAAUUCGUUGAAGUUGCCAGCCCGUCUAAAAACUUAUCAAGAAGACCGAUUAAUAGUUCACAUAUCUGCGACUGAAGCCAUGUCAACCGACUCGUGGGCUCUAUCUGUGGACGAACAAGAGUCUACAGCCAAGUCUAUUGGGAAAUUGCGGAUUAAGGCAGCUGGAGAUGCAAAUAUACCCAAGACUGAUGGUGAUGGUGACAAAUCUGAUGAAGAAGAAAAAGAGGACAGAGCCACUCAGUCUCUCCUAAACAAGCUGAUCAGAAGCAAUGUGGUCAACAACACGAACCAAGUGGAGGUUCUUCAGAGGGACCCAAACUCACCACUUUAUUCAGUCAAGACCUUCGAGGAGCUGAGACUGAAACCUCAGUUGCUCAAAGGCGUCUAUGAAAUGGGCUUCAACAGACCUUCUAAAAUCCAAGAGAAUGCCCUUCCCAUGAUGCUCGCCGAACCACCUCAGAAUCUGAUCGCUCAGUCUCAGUCUGGCACUGGUAAAACAGCAGCCUUCGUGCUGGCCAUGCUCAGUCAUGUGGACCCAAGCUUAAAAUGGCCUCAGUGUUUGUGCAUUUCUCCCACAUAUGAGCUCGCUCUGCAGACGGGUAAAGUCAUCGAGCAGAUGGGCAAGUUCUAUUCAGAAGUCAAACUGGCAUAUGCUGUUCGAGGACAUAAAAUGGAUCGUGGCGUUAAGAUCAAGGAGCAGAUCGUCAUCGGCACACCUGGGACGGUUCUGGACUGGUGUGUUAAGCUGAAGCUCAUUGACCCGAAAAAGAUCAAAGUGUUUGUUCUGGACGAGGCUGAUGUGAUGAUCGCCACACAGGGACACCAGGACCAGAGCAUCCGCAUUCAGAGAAUGCUGCCCAAAGGCUGUCAGAUGUUACUUUUCUCUGCCACCUUUGAGGACUCUGUGUGGAAGUUUGCUGAGCGGGUCGUGCCAGAUCCCAACAUCAUCAAGCUUAAACGUGAAGAGGAGACCCUGGACACUAUCAAGCAGUACUACGUGCUCUGUAACAGCAAAGAGGACAAGUUCAAUGCACUCUGUAACAUCUACGGAGCCAUUACUAUCGCACAAGCUAUGAUCUUCUGUCAUACUCGGAAAACAGCCAAUUGGCUCGCCGGCCAGCUGUCUAAAGAGGGCCACCAGGUGGCGCUCCUCAGUGGGGAAAUGGUAGUCGAGCAGAGAGCUGCAGUUAUUGAGCGUUUUAGAGACGGCAAGGAGAAAGUUCUCAUCACUACUAAUGUCUGUGCCAGAGGUAUUGAUGUUGAACAAGUGUCAGUGGUGAUCAACUUUGACCUUCCACUGGACAAAGACGGCAAUCCAGACAAUGAAACAUACCUCCACCGGAUCGGCAGAACUGGUCGUUUUGGCAAGAGAGGACUCGCUGUCAACAUGGUGGACAGUCAGCGCAGCAUGGAGAUUCUCAAGACAUAUGAAAAGCAUUUUAAUAAGAAAAUUGGGAGGCUGGAUACAGAUGAUCUCGAUGAAAUCGAAAAAAUCGCCAACUGAUGUGAUGAAGAGCGAAAUGCACUCCACGUUAUUUUCAUAAAAAUCAGUUCUGCUGUAACUCGUCAGAUAUGAUGCUUGAAUAAUCUGCAUUGCAGAGACAGAUGUUUACAUAAAUUAUCGACUCAUAUUUAGGAGAAUAUGCUUUAAUUCAAGCUUAAUGCCAAAUAGUUUUGAUUCUAAGCUUAUAGAACUUGCAAGAUUUUUUGAAUCAGUUUGCUUUUGACAGAGUGUUUUGAUUUUGAUGUGAAUUGCAGUACUAAUUCCUACAUCUAAUCUUGUUUACAGGAGACAGUUAUACUUUUCUCUGUUAUCUACUUGACUACUGAAGCAUAUCUUGCUUAGUGUUGCACUGUGAAGUCAGUCAACUGCUUUUUGGUCUUACGUGUGAAUAGAAUCAUAACAGACUUCAAUAUUUAUUCCAUCACAGUAUCUGAACAGAUUCGAGUCAGUAAGAGAAUCUGUGAUAAAUAUGGUUUACUUGCCUACAGAUUGGUGCAAAAUAAUAAGGUGCACAAAUGACACAGUCUUUUAAGACCAACUCAAAACACUAACAUUCCUCAAGCACUUUAGAAUAAUAUUUUAUAAUGAGAUUGUGAAAAUCACAAUAGAGUAUUAUUUUGAUAUAUAGCAAUGCCAUUGUACUUGAACUGCAAAAAGCAUUUAAGCUUUUUGAAAAAGAGUUUGUUUUGUUCUGUUCAGAAAGACCAAAAAUAGUUUGAGUUUUAGUUGAACUGUGAAUUAUUUGAACAUUUGCUCGCUUGUUCUUUUCUGUUGCAGGAAAUGCAGCACUUUUACAAAGUAUAAAGAGCUACUGAAGAGUGAUGUUGUAUUGUAGCUAUAUUGUUAAGAAUGGCUGCUCUACUGUUUGUAAAAUGCAAAAUUAUUUUAGUUUAAAUUUUUGCAGCUUGAAUUAAUGCAUCUUGUUUGACUGAAACCCAUUUGCGAUUGCAUUUAGCUGCAGCAUUUCAGUUUCCUUUUUUUGUACAUUUGCUGCAUUUAGGGUUUUAUAGUUGUUUCCUAUAUAUUCUUAUAAUAAUAAAAAUACAAGUUGGAUCAUCAAAUCAUUUUUUACUUCUUUGCAAGAAUUAAAUGCAACAAGUGUCAUACUCCUAGCAUGUAUUUAUAUAUUUAAAUCUGACAUGCAGGUUUGAGUCUUAAAGAAAAAAAAAGAAAAAAAAAUGCACAAACGGAAGAAAACUUUUUUGCAUUCUGAUAUCAGUUUUAAUUUGUGCAAAGCAAAAUUUGUAAGAAAACUGUGUAAUUAU
Cyprinus carpio (common carp) is the source of this 2819-nucleotide messenger RNA. RefSeq names its product ATP-dependent RNA helicase DDX19A-like. Gene Ontology annotation, molecular function: RNA binding; RNA helicase activity; ATP binding. The record is from RefSeq and is a predicted model, not a curated record. Gene Ontology annotation, cellular component: nucleus; cytoplasmic stress granule. NCBI's taxonomy places the organism in Eukaryota, Metazoa, Chordata, Actinopteri, Cypriniformes, Cyprinidae. Gene Ontology annotation, biological process: poly(A)+ mRNA export from nucleus.